AUGGGUAACGCGGCAUUCCUCUACGGUGACCGAGGAGAUACGUUGCUGGCAAUUACCUGGACGUGGUUCUCAAUCGCAGCUGUUCUUUACGUCUUACGAGCAGCCAGUGCUGCACGACAGAAAGCGGACGGCAAUUUUUGCGGCAUAAGAUGGGACUUCGUGUGGGUCACGGUAGCUGUGGCGCUGGCAUUGACCGCACAAAUCAUCUACACCGUCUCCUACGAGUUUGCUGCACACGGAAACCAAGGCCUCAAGACAGUCGCCCAGGUCAUCUUCUAUGGCACGAUUGCUAGCUGUACGGCCAUGACGUCCUCGGUUUUUGGCCGCUUCGCCGUGGUAGCUUUGCUACUGCAGCUACAAGGCCCAACGUAUCCAAAAGGAAGAAUCGUACUUUGGUUCAUAGCCAUAUCUCAAUUCAUUGUGAAUGGCAUUCAAGUAGGCCUCACAGUCAACCAGUGUGAUCCGGCCAGCAGACUUUGGAACAUCAUGGAGCCUGGAACGUGCCAAUUGAUCCUUGUCACAAGGAAGAUGGGCUUCUUCACUGGCGCAUACGGCGCCUUUUGCGAUUUGUCGCUCGCAUUUUAUCCAGUGGUUUUGAUUAUUGGCCCACUGCAACAAAUCAAUCCAAAGUUGAAAGCGGCAAUCUGCAUCGUUAUGGCGGGCGGAGCAAUUGCAGGAAUCGCCGGCAUCGUGAAAACGGUACAGAUUGCGAAUUUGCUAUAUGUUCAAUACGAUUAUGCGACUAUCGUCAUCUGGAUACUCACCGAAACCUGGUUCAUCAUCAUCUUUGGAUCAAUCACAACGACCAGGCCGAUAUUCGUGGCAAUCGGACGACAUAUCAAGCUGUUUGGAAGUGGGUUCUGGACGUCGACCAAGAAGCUCAGCAACAAAGACAAGACCGACUCUGUCGAGAUGUCGCGACCAUGUGUGCAUGUGCAUACUGAAGACGAGUGCAAGAACCCCACUUCGAAGAUCAAGGAUGAACACGACCUGAGCGACGAUGAAAUGGCGCUCCAUGACAGUUAUCCCCGCCAUCCGUCAUACGAUCACAGUCCAGCCUGA
This is a messenger RNA of Cercospora beticola, 1062 nucleotides long. RefSeq lists its product as uncharacterized. Lineage: Eukaryota; Fungi; Ascomycota; Dothideomycetes; Mycosphaerellales; Mycosphaerellaceae. The record is from RefSeq and is a predicted model, not a curated record.